This is a messenger RNA of Camponotus floridanus (Florida carpenter ant), 2313 nucleotides long. RefSeq lists its product as uncharacterized. Gene Ontology annotation, biological process: carbohydrate metabolic process. The transcript is spliced from 6 exons. Gene Ontology annotation, cellular component: extracellular region. The coding region runs from base 132 to 1754 and encodes 540 amino acids. Gene Ontology annotation, molecular function: protein binding; chitin binding. The record is from RefSeq and is a predicted model, not a curated record. Lineage: Eukaryota; Metazoa; Arthropoda; Insecta; Hymenoptera; Formicidae.
AACCAGAAGGUGAAAGUUUUCCCUGAUCAAGUCGGCAGGAGUGGUGGUGCACAUAUAGAGGGGUGGAGAGGGCGCGGCUUGUUCAGACGUUCUCUGUCCUGACAACGACGACGACGACGACGACGACGACGAUGAUGUCGCCGAAGUUGAUAUUUUUGCUAGGAUCCCUGUAUCUAUUUGCUGCGACACAGGUCAAGGCGCAAGAUGAAGAAGGCGGCGACGGGACUGACCCAAACGCCGAGGAACUUUGUCAGGACAGGCCGGGUGACGAGUACUUUCGCUUGAGCGUUGAAGGGGAUUGUCGCGAUGUCGUGAGGUGCGACAAGGCCAGCGAGAUCGGCGUAACAAGACUGGCGACGGUACGGUGCCCCACGGGUCUCGCCUUCGACAUCGAGCGGCAGACUUGUGACUGGAAGACGAACGUGAAGAACUGCGAUCAGCUCGAGAAACCGCGUAAAGUUUUGCCCAUCCUUAAGACCGACGAACCCAUUUGUCCGGAGGGGAAACUGUCGUGUGGUAACGGCGAGUGUAUCGAGAAGGAUCUCUUCUGUAACGGCACGCCCGACUGCAAGGACGAGUCCGACGAGAAUGCCUGCACCGUGGAGACCGAUCCUAAUCGCGCUCCCGAUUGCGAUCCCACGCAAUGCGUCCUGCCCGAUUGCUACUGUUCCGCUGACGGUACUCGCAUCCCGGGUAACAUCGACCCUCAACAAGUGCCGCAAAUGAUCACGAUUACGUUCAACGGUGCCGCGAAUGUCGACAACAUCGAUCUGUACGAUGAGAUCUUCAACGGGCAACGUCAGAACCCGAACGGCUGCCAGAUCCGCGGUACCUUCUUCGUCUCGCACAAGUACACCAAUUAUUCGGCCGUGCAGGAUCUCCAUCGACGUGGCCAUGAGAUCGCCGUAUUCUCGUUAACGCACAAGGAGGAUCCGCAGUACUGGAGCCAGGGAACGUACGACGAUUGGUUGGCCGAGAUGGCCGGUGCCAGGCUGAUCAUCGAGCGUUUCGCCAACAUCACCGAUGGCUCCAUCAUCGGUAUGCGCGCUCCUUACCUCAGAGUCGGCGGCAACAAACAGUUCGAGAUGAUGGCCGAUCAGUUCUUCGUCUACGACGCGUCCAUCACCGCGUCCCUGGGACGUGUACCCAUCUGGCCGUACACCUUGUACUUUAGGAUGCCUCACAAGUGUAACGGCAACGGUGGCAACUGUCCGUCGAGGUCGCAUCCGGUCUGGGAGAUGGUGAUGAACGAGCUGGACCGCAGAGAUGAUCCGACCUUCGACGAAUCGCUGCCGGGUUGUCACAUGGUCGACUCCUGCUCCAACAUACAGAGCGGCGAACAGUUUGCCCGACUGCUCAGGCAUAACUUCAACAGGCACUUCAAUAGCAAUCGGGCACCGCUCGGUCUGCACUUCCACGCAUCCUGGUUGAAGAGCAAGAAGGAGUAUAAGGAUGAGUUAAUCAAGUUCAUCGAGGAGAUGAUCGCCAGGAGUGAUGUGUACUUCGUCACCAUGGUCCAGGUGAUCAAGUGGAUGCAGCAGCCCACCGAACUGUCCGCUCUCAGAGACUUCCAGGAUUGGAAGGAAACUUGCGACGAGAAGGGUCUACCCUAUUGCUCGCUGCCCAAUGCCUGUCCUCUGACGACCAGGGAGCUGCCAGGCGAGACCCUGCGUCUCUUCACUUGCAUGGAAUGUCCCAACAAUUAUCCGUGGCUGCUGGACCCAACCGGCGACGGCUUUUCCGCGAAGAAGUGAUCCAUCAUCAGCGAGACGAGAUGAUUAGCCGAGAUGAUUAAAAGCGUGACUCUAGGAAGAAGAUACGGAAGCAAAGAACAAUCGCGAUGAUUCUCGAAGUGAGAUGACGGAAUCGUGAUUAGAAAGCGUUACUUUGGCCGAAAAUAAGGUCGUUGAACAAAUACGUAAAGUGGAGCGAAGCGCGUUCUGCUCUCGAAAACGCGUUCUCAUCCGAUUUCUCCAGGUCCGCGAUAGUCUCGACUAUUAUUAUUAUUAUUAUUUAUGUAAAUUAGAAUCGCGCUGAAUAAGAAGGAAAGGAAAAGUCGCAAUGCGGUCGAUUUCUUGGGCCGAUGACAUUCGCGAAAGAGGAAAAAGCAGGACAAGUGCUCCUCUUCUUUUCUUCGCGCCCACGAAACGAGAGCUCGCUUGGGUCUCUCGCGAGGAUCGCGACGUUCAAUGACGAGGACAAGACGAUCCAUGGAGACGUCCCACUUGUAAAUAAUCAUAACGGAUUCUUCCUGCUCUGUCUUCCCUCCUCUUCCUCUCCCUUGCCGAAUUAAGUCCUGUUGUUUCCUAGAGG